Molecule: messenger RNA, 1520 nt
Organism: Carassius auratus (goldfish)
Lineage: Eukaryota; Metazoa; Chordata; Actinopteri; Cypriniformes; Cyprinidae
Product: CMRF35-like molecule 6
Exons: 7
Coding region: 366-1358 (330 amino acids)
Cellular component (GO): plasma membrane
Molecular function (GO): transmembrane signaling receptor activity
Source: RefSeq, a predicted model, not a curated record
GGUUUCAUGAAGUAUGUGUUUUUCAAUAAAAAAUAAAUAAAUAAAACAUUUGUAGUGUAUGCAAAUUUGUCAUGUCUAUAUGUAGCAUUCUGUGAAACCACUGCACUGUGAGGAAACUGCUUGUGGUCAGUGUACAGCGGAAAACUUCAGAGCUGAUUUCCUGAUUACCACCUAGAUGCACUUUCACACAACGCCCCUCAACAUCAUACACAUGUACAGACAAUACAUGCUGGCUCAAUUGUUUGACCAUCAUCAUGCAAUGAGCAUCAAAUAUACAAUCAACAUUUAAAUAACAGCUCACUGAUUGAAGAGCGAUUUGGAAAUACUUACUCGGCCUUCACAAGAAAACUAGUGUGACUGAAAGAAUGAGCUUCUCGCCAAAGGCUUGUGUGUUUCUACUGAUGUUGAGCAGUUCACAGUGUGUGGAUAUUACAGUGACAGGAACAGAGGGAGAACACGCACUCAUUACGUGUCCUUAUGCUAAAGGAUAUGAAAAAGCUUUCAAAGGCUUUUACAAAGGAAAUUACAAAGAUUAUGAUCUUAUACUAAAAUCUAAUGGAGGAGAGACCUCAGUAAAUGGCAGAUUCUCUCUGCGGGACGAUGGCAAGAUGAGAUCAUUGACAGUGACCAUCAGAAACCUGAGGAUGGAAGAUGCAGGACCAUACAUCUGUCGAGCUGGAUAUGGAUACCUUAAACAAAUCCAUCUAAAUGUGAUCCGAGCUCCACAGAGGCCAGUCCAGUCCAGACCAGUCCAGAUCUAUACCUCCACCUUUCCUCCAGGUCAAACUCAGAGCUCACUUUCAACCAGGCUGCCAUGGUUGAGCACAUCAGACUUGAAUCCUCAAUCCAGCAGCUUCACGAUCACAGAUCAUCACAUCUCCUCACCAGCUCAGAUCAGCUGCUGCCCGUCCUCUCUCAGUUCAUCCAUCAUCAUCAUCACUGCAGGAGGUCUGGUUUUGCUCCUGAUUUUUGCUGUUUUACUUGUGGCUGUAUGGAAAAGGAAGAAAAAGACUUGUGGUUUGUUCUCCUCUUCUGCUGAAGGGGUUAAUCUGACAGAAAAUAGAAGAACAGAGAACGCUUAUGUGAAAGGAAAACCAUCUGUGUUCUCAAAUCUACACACAGCUCAACGUGAUGAUGGUUUUGUACUGAACAAAUUUCACAGACCUGCAAACACAGAAACAGUCGACACAGACCUCGACUACAUGAAUGUUGCUGCUGCUGAGAGAAACGCUGUGGAUCCAGAUCAGAUCUACACAGAACUGAACUCCAGCAGACAGAGUGACGUUUAUCAGAGUCUCAGAACUGAUUCUGUUCAAGAAGAGUCCAUCUAUCACAGUAUUGGUCAAACACUGGACUGAACACUGAAGCCCCUUUUUUUACUUUUAUUGAAUAUGAAUAUUGCAUAAACUUUAAAAAUGGUGCAGUGGUCUUAAAUAAACUUGUAGGUCUAAUAAAUGCUAAAUGUAUGACUACUUUAUCUGUAAACAUGUUCACUAAUAAGGGAGUGUCUGAUGACAUCA